Molecule: messenger RNA, 1223 nt
Organism: Cladophialophora immunda
Lineage: Eukaryota; Fungi; Ascomycota; Eurotiomycetes; Chaetothyriales; Herpotrichiellaceae
Exons: 1
Coding region: 213-1184 (323 amino acids)
Cellular component (GO): cytosol
Molecular function (GO): aldose reductase (NADPH) activity
Source: RefSeq, a predicted model, not a curated record
CCCAACAGCGCAGAGACAUCGGUUCAAUAGCCGAUAAAGCCGAUUGCCCGGUGGAAAAGUUUCCUAAGCAGGAUGCGGAAAAAGAAAGAGGAAAAGCAACAGGCAUAAUGCUCCUGGGACGCAAGAAAAGAUAAGAAGAAUUCGACUUCUCCCUCAGUAUACAACGACCAAUCGACCACCUCGACCAGAUACAGACAACCAGGGCAGCGGCAAUGGCGCUCAAUCGAUCUUUCACCCUCAACACCGGCGCCAAAAUGCCCGCCGUCGGCUUCGGCACGUGGCAGGCUGCACCGCACGAGGUCGAGAAGGCGGUCGAGAUAGCUCUCAGGGCCGGCUACAGGCACCUGGACUGUGCGGCAAUCUACAGAAACGAGACCGAGGUCGGCCUGGGCAUCCAGAAAAGUGGCGUCGACCGGAAAGACAUCUUCAUUACGACGAAGCUGUGGAACAGCAAGCAUGACCCCAAGGAUGUCGAACCGGCCCUCGACAAGUCGUUGAAGGAUCUCGGUCUCGACUACGUCGACCUGUACCUUAUGCAUUGGCCCGUGGCUUUUGCCUCGGGAGACCGGUGGUUUCCCCUCGACGAGCAGGGCGUGUUCCGCCUGUCAGACGUGCCUUUUACCGAGACGUGGAAGGCCAUGGAGGCACUGUUAAAGACCGGCAAGACCCGUGCAAUUGGCGUCUCGAACUUCAACGUCCGCCGGCUGAAGGAGCUUCUCGCCACUUGCGAGGUGGUUCCCGCGGUCAACCAGGUCGAGGCACACCCCUAUCUCCAGCAACCCGAGCUCCUCGACUUCUGCAAUGAGAAGGGCAUCAUUCUCCAGGCCUAUAGUCCUCUGGGAAACAACACGACCGGCGAACCAAAGACGCUCGAUGAUCCCGAAGUCCAUGCUGUCGCCAAAUCCCUGGGAAUGGACCCAGGCCAAGUCCUCGUGAGCUGGGGCAUUCAGCGCGGCACGGUCGUGCUCCCCAAAAGUGUUACCGAGAAACGUAUUCGCGACAAUUUCAAAGACGCCAUCCUACCGGACGACGCGAUGAAGAAGUUGAACGCGCUCGAGAGACACAAAAGGUUCAAUUUCCCCGCCAGAUGGGGAUACGAUAUCUUCGACGAGGUCGGUGAUGAGCAGGUUGCCAAAAUCGCAAAGGAAUCCGGUCCCGACAACCUGCAAAAGUUCACUGUUUGAGCAUAGAAUCUAGAUUUCGAUAGACUGCAUAGAGCAAUU